AUGGCUUCUCGGCUGAUCGCUUUAAAAAUGACAGUAGAAGCGGAGAUCUUAGAAAGGCACCCUGCGCGGGAAUGGCUUCCAAAGGGACACUCCUAUGACCACAAGAAGAUACUACCAAGCCUUUCAGCCGAGAUUUGCGGAUAUCUACAGUACAAGGCACCACCGCCGGAUCGACAAAGGCAGGUACAAAGGCUCUUACAGAAGCUAGAGGGAAGGAUUCGGGCUUCUGAGAUAUUUAGGGGCUAUAUUUCUACGUCUGGGCCGUUGCUGCGCGUCGUAGGCAGCUAUGCCAACGGAACAGCAUCAUGCACGUCCCCCAUCGAUGUUUGUGUGCUGAUCAUUACACCAAACUCUAUGGAAACGGUUGCCGAUCCCAAGCUUUGGUUUGCAUUUUCUAAGAUACUCUUAAACACAGGGUAUACCCUUGUCUCAACACAGUUUUAUCAGUCUAUUGUCAGAACUGUUGUGGUGCAUACUGAACUGCCCGUGGCACUUCACUUUUAUUAUCAUGGGAAGGAGCUCAUGAACAAUACAGAGCGUGCCAUCCAACUGUUCAAGGAAAGCCCAUCUCUUCAGCAACUGCAUUGUCUCAUAAAGGCCAUUUGUAGACACAAGUGCAUACAUGGGUUCACUCAUGGAAACAUUUCUUCUCACUAUAUUUUUCUUUUGAUUCAAGCCUUCGCACUAACCCUCCUCCCCAAGCAACUCACGGAGACUGUCGGCAGCUUGCUUAUCCUCUUCACCAAUUUUAUCUCUAACUACGAUGAAUCUAUCUAUUAUGCAGACGUGCACAGCGGCAACAUCUUGUGUGAACAAAAGAUACACCGAACAGAGCCGUACUUUGAGGUACGUUCUGCUUCUUUUUAUGACAUGCACGAUGUUCCAUACAAAUAUUGUGUGUUUAAGGAUACAAUGAUGGAGAUAUCCCGGCUCCUGCGGCAUUACGAGUCGCCAGGUGUGGCAGCACCAAUCAGCAUAGUAUUUGAGCUUUGUGGAUUCUAG
Messenger RNA from Giardia duodenalis, 1002 nucleotides. RefSeq lists its product as uncharacterized. Bases 1 to 1002 code for a protein of 333 amino acids. The record is from RefSeq and is a predicted model, not a curated record. Lineage: Eukaryota; Fornicata; Diplomonadida; Hexamitidae. The transcript has a single exon.